Molecule: messenger RNA, 1972 nt
Organism: Sorghum bicolor (sorghum)
Lineage: Eukaryota; Viridiplantae; Streptophyta; Magnoliopsida; Poales; Poaceae
Product: protein PHOSPHATE STARVATION RESPONSE 2-like
Exons: 9
Coding region: 286-1554 (422 amino acids)
Molecular function (GO): DNA-binding transcription factor activity; DNA binding
Source: RefSeq, a predicted model, not a curated record
CGCCUCCCAUCUCAUCCCUCCCCCGUCUCGCUCGAGCUCUGUUGGAGAGAGGCAGGCAGGAGCUCAGGGCAGGCCAGGCCAGGGGAUACGGUUCACGAGCUCUUCCUCUUUCUCGACACCGCCGAUCCCGCCGCCACGCGCCGCCCGCAGCGGAGGUGAGGGCAGCCCGCUCCCGGCCUCGGUUUAGUGCCAGAUGACACAAUAAUCCUAGUAAAGAUAGAAAGGCAAUUGAACACUUGGAGGAACAUUGCGUUUCUGGUAACUGAGGUUUGUGCUUGUUUGUAGAUGGAGAGAUUAAGCACCAACCAGCUCUACAAAUCUGGAGUUCCUGUAACCAUACCAACAUCUCUGCCUUCUAUACCAGCUUCUCUGGAUGAGAGCUUCCCGAGGCUUCCAGAUACACAGAGUGUUUUGAUGGAGAGAGAAUUGAGGAGCACUCCACUACCAACUCACCAGACCACUGUUGCUCCUAUCCGUGGUCAUUUUCACUCCAAUACUGGAUCUGUUGGACCUCUGUGCUCACCUCCGUCUGUAAGGUUCUGUUCGCUUUCGAAUCCUGAUCAAUACUCCAACCACAAUCCAUACAAUUCUCAACCACCAAGCACUGCAAGUUCUUCAACACUGAAUUAUGGGUCACAAUAUGGAGGCUUUGAACCUUCCAUAACCGAUUUCCCAAGAGACGUUGAACCAACCUGGUGCCCUGAUCCAGUUGAGAGCAUCCUUGGAUACUCUGGUGAUGUCCCUGCUGGGAAUAAUGUGACUGGGACCACUUCUAUUGGCGCUUCAGAUGAUCUUACUAAGCAAACUGAAUGGUGGACAGAGUUUAUGAAUGAGGAUUGGAAGGACAUGGUUGAUAUCCCAACUUCCACAGAAACUCAACAGGUUGGGCAACCUGUGCAAUCAUCCAUCUCCGUUCAUCAAUCAGCUACCCAACAAACAGUUUCGUCUCAAUCUGUUGAACCGUUGGCAGUUGUGGCACCCUCACCCACUGCUGGCUCCAAUACUGCCAAGGCACGCAUGAGAUGGACUCCUGAACUUCACGAGCGCUUUGUGGAUGCUGUCAAUCAACUUGGUGGCAGUGAAAAAGCAACUCCUAAGGGUGUCCUGAAGCUAAUGAAGGCCGACAAUUUGACCAUUUAUCAUGUAAAAAGUCAUCUUCAGAAAUACAGAACAGCUCGAUACAGACCAGAGUUAUCUGAAGGCUCUUCUGAAAAGAAAGCGGCAUCUAAAGAAGAUAUACCAUCUAUUGACUUGAAAGGGAGUUUUGAUCUCACUGAAGCACUUCGGCUCCAGUUGGAACUUCAAAAGCGGCUUCAUGAACAGCUUGAGAUACAAAGAAGUUUGCAGCUAAGAAUUGAGGAACAAGGGAAGUGUCUUCAGAAGAUGCUAGAGCAGCAGUGCAUACCGGGGACAGAAAAGGCACAGGAUGCUUCAACCACUGCAGAUGAAUUGAAGUUACCUUCUGAAAUUCCAGAAUCUUCUACCGUCAAGGAAGUUCGAGAAAACUGUCAAAAUGGAUCAACCAAGCAAACAGAAUCAGCUAACGGCCAAUAAUUUGCAAGCAUGAAAUGGGUUCAUGACCUGAUUGGUUGUUUCCAGGCUUGAAUCAAGUUGUUUUUGUCCUUUUGUGGGAACAGAUGAACGCAAUUGGUAACUUCUUUGCAAAGCCUGGCAAGGUGCAUGUAACUAGGAGUUAGUUGUGUAGUACCCACCAUCACGGUAUCACUCAAUCUCCGUGUUACGUGGAUGAUGUAGUCUUCAGAAGACAGCGCAGGCACAAUGUCAGGGGUUUGACUUGUUUUUUUUCCCCUUUUGUUAGGUAUCAAUUAGCAUCUGCUAGGCAUUUGAUUAUGGGCUAAUUCAAGUAUUUACAAUAAUGUUUAGCACCUGUUUAGAACAUGGUACCAAAUAUGAUGAAGGAUGUGUUGCCUUUAUAUGAGAGAGAGAUUUCAACCGCUUCGGUUCGGUCUCA